GUGUUGUGUGUGCGAAUUUCUCUGGAAGUGCAUAUGCACUGAUGCCAGUGUUUACUUUCCUCGCUUGCUGCCCCCUUUUACCUAUUUCAAAAGCUUUCAAAUCCGGAUGAAAUUAGCAUUUUUGUUACAUUCCAUGGGUUAGCGUAACGCGUGAGUCAUAAACUCUUCAAAAAAUUUCAGUUUUUUCUACUAAUUAUCACAUUGUAGUCUACAGUAAGUAACAACUACAUGUCGAGUGUUUCAGUCACGGCAGCUUUCGCAAUUAGAUCGUCAAUGUCGCGAAUAAUUCCCACCACCAGCAGUUCUCUUUAUUGUUUUGCUCGACAUCCACUCUAUUUCGCAUGCAUUCUUGUGUGAUAUGAUGCGUUUCUAGGAUGGCGCAAGGAAACAUUUUAUUUCGAGAGAUUCACAAAAAUGCCUGGUUGAAGCGACUUCCACCCCCUGACAAGAAACUUGUAUCUCAUCUAAAGAAAGGGGAGCGUGUUUGGACUGUUUUUUGUGUACACAAUGACAAAGAACCCUUACUUGAAUUAUAUAAUGAUCAGAAGGAGGCAGGAGCUCACAAACCAGAAGCUGUUAUUCAGCUCAGCCCAGUAUUACACAUUUCACCAACAUUGUGUGCAACUGAGGAUGAAUUUGAAUUCGUCAUCACUCUUCCAUCGGAAGUAAUUCGCUUCACUGCUCCAACAUGGGACCAAAUGAUGGAAUGGGUUGAUAGCAUGUGUUCCAAGCUGCGAGAAAUGCGGAUACUGUCACCCAAAGAAAAUCUUUACAGCAAGAUGCCUGAGCAGCGGCCACUAUUGCUUCCAACAAGGGAUCCAAACUCACCUCUACCUUUACCUCCUGCUGGGCCAUCAAGUGUUGUGCUGGGUGUUGAGCCUGUACCCGUUACUUUACCUGACCAAAGUGCAGACUCAGCCAUCAUAACUGAUUCGAGCUCAAGCGGGGAUAGGACAAAUCCUUCAAACCUUCCUAAUGGAGUUUCAGAAUUAGUCAUGAAUCAUUCCAGCCCUAUUUUUGAUACUGCCUCUAGUUCAAGGGCUUUACAGAGGCUUUGCAGUCCAUCUCGCACCACUGCAGCAUCACCGUUCACUGUAAAACUUGGUUCCCCCCAACCGACAGUAUCAAAUCCUUCCUCCUCAUCUAUUCCCCCUCACACUAACCCCAGCAGCAGUAACUCGGAUCAUAUCAGUAGUAUUAGUAAUGUUAGCAACUGCAGCGAUAGCAAUCGGCAUCGCAGUAAUAACGUAAAUAAUGUGACUGUGAUUGAAGUCAGCUCCUCAGAUGCAAGUAGUCAGCUUCUAAGUUCAGGUGUAUUUGAUUUUAGUUUUGUGAAUGAGUCUUUACCUGCUAAUGCGGAAAAUGAGGAAUUUUUUACUCCCCCCGGUACACCUGUUUUGCCUCGAUCAGUGGCCAGGUUCAUUUCUAACUCUCUCUCAGGGAUUAAACAAAGUCAGCCCUCUAACUCUCAACAGGUGGGCUCUGUUGUGGCGGUUGACUACCCAUCAGCAUCUAGUGGUCAUAGUGAGUACAAAACCAAUAGUGAAGUUAACCAACCUCUCAGCAUUGAUGGUUGUGAGACGAUGGUAAAUGCUGUGACUGCAACAGUUAGCCCUGUAACAUCCUCUUCAACUUCUGCCGUUUCUGUUCUUGUUCCCUCCCAAGCUUUAUCUCCUCCUCCAUGUUCGUCUCCAUCAAUUGCCUCGGUUCCAUUCUCAUCUGAAAACAACUCCAGCGACAGCAAUGUUUACGAGCAUUUAUUCCUGUCAACCAAUCAGACGCCUCAGUCGCCGUCUCAGCUAGACCCUAUGCCUCAAUCUCCAACAAUCAAUGAAGAUAUAGUGACACCAAUAGUAGCCACCCCUCUGAUAUCGAAUAUUCAUGGUCCAGUGAGCAGAGGGCGUGGGAAUAUGCGUUCACGGAGAAGAGGGUCUCAUCCUGAAGUAUCAUCACCUAUUGCUGCUGAUAGGAUCCGUAUAGUUCCUUCACACCGAUUACAACCAGCUCCACGACCAGUGCGGCAGCCGAUGAGUGUGGAGCCAUCAGGUCCGUCGAGACUCACACUACGUGAACAGCAAGUCAUGCAGUUGCGGCGAGAAAUGCUUCAUCCAGGAGGUGUCCGUUUACAGGUACGUCGCAAAGACUGCCUUGGUCCUAUUGCUUUUGUAGAUGCCUUCAAUGCCGUUUGGGUUGCCGGCUGGAAGCAAAAAGAGCAUCCAAUGCUCUACAAUGUCCUUCAUAUCGGUGAUCAAAUUAUGAGUGUGGCUGGAGUUCAGCUGCAUUCUGCAGCAGACACACUUAAAGUAAUCAAAGGUGUUCAAAGUCUUUAUAUUGAAUUUGUCAUACGUCGAGUGCCGUGUGGACGGAUCUAUGCAAUCAGGCGCGAACGUGAAGGACAAAGUUUAGGCAUUGUUCAAGAGGGAACCGCUGAGAUUCGAGAAGUCAUACCUGGUAGCUUGGCUGCAAUGCAGGGACUCUCAUCACGGACGCCAACCAUGGAUGGCCUUUCCUUAACAUCAUGGGUUUUAACUGAGAUCAAUGGCCGACCGCUGAAUUUGUUCUUCAAAGAGAAUGAAGUGAGAGAUAGGCUGAAUGCAGUUGGUCUCGACAUAUCAAUUUUAGUACAACCAUUUGACUUGGUCAAACAAAUUAAAAAGCAGCUGAAGACAAUACGAAGUUACAAAGAUUUCAUUGUCCAGUGAUGUAUUCUCCUGAAAAUUGCCUGUACCUACCCAGGUUUAAAAUUACUAUUAGGAUAGUUAUUAAAAAUCAAUAACUAUUGCUCCAUGAUGCCUUUUUAUUUUAUUUCUAUCCUAUGUAGAGUUCCCAUGGUUAACAUGUAUUUAAGUACCUCCCACAGAAACUGAAAUUCAAUUUCACAAUCGGGCAAGUAUUUUUGGAGAUGAAUGGCUGAGCCGAAUGUGUCCUGCUUGUAGACCAAGCAAUGUGAGUACUAUCUUGAAAUAGUCAGAUCAAUGCAAAAACGCUUCUACUAAAAAUGUUUGGUAGUUAUUUGAAAAGAAAGACAGUGAUGGUUUUCUUCUCAAAUAAAAUUCCGGAUUUCUUUUUCUUGGAACACCUUACUGAUUGGACUAAAUGUAUUAUGUUAACAUGUAUUCAGUAUUUGGUGAUGUAUGUCUCUGUGAUGUUUGAUGUAAGAAGUCAUCAUUAGACUAUGGUGACUGUAACCUAUGAUAAGGUUUGCAGAUCUCUCCGAUCUCUCCAUGCAGCUGCCAAUGCCAGUUUCUCACAGAAAAUGCGUAUUGUGCUUUUUUUCUCCUAGACAUUAACCCUUUAGUUAAGUAUGCACCGUACCAGUUAAUCAAACCAGCAAUCAAGCAGAAAAUUAUUCAAAGAAUGAAAAGUUUGAGAAUCUAAUCCUGUAUUAAAUUUUCUUAUUAGCAGUUAACAGUCAUCUAUUGCAUAUCAUACAGCAUUGGAUUGCAAUCUUUUUUACUCUUUUUUCUUUCAUUUAACGAAGAGCAAUUACACAGCAAAGGUAAAUUUGUGAUUGCUGCCAUGUCCAUGUAACUUUGGAAUACAUUCUCAGACUUUCUCGCUUUCUGUAUAGUUGACGUGUGAAACUCGCAGGCUGUAUUGCAAAAAGAAAUUGCUUCUAUUUUAGGCCAAUCUAUUGAUCUUCUCUUAGUAAUUACAUGGAGAGUCAGGAAAGAGAUGUCCCUAACACAAAGAGUCAAAAGAUCUAUUUACUUCAGUCAAAAACAGCUAUUUCUCAAGCCGUACAAUUUCUUUAGUUUGAUACUUAAAGUAUCUGCCAAACUUGUAAGGUCUGAUUUUUUCCUACAUUUAUUACUGUAGAGAUGAAAUUCUAAAGUAUAAAUUAAAUUUUUAUCUUACAAGUAAGUCAAAUUUAGAUUCUCCUUUCCAUAAUUAAGGGGCUGGGAGGACAAGGCGCAUAAAAGUAAGUUUUAAAAAAAAUUGAGUUAUUCAUGAGCUCAACUAAAACUAGUUUGAAAGUAUUUGUAAGUAUUUGAAAAAUUCACAAUUAAAAUCCAACUUUUGAGCAUCAAAAAAUGAAUUUGAACUUCCUUUCUACCAUAAGGCUCCAAAGUAAUUUUUGAAACUAAACACCUAUUUCUUGAAAUAGCAGAAACUGCACGUUUGUGCCUUGUCCUCCAAGCCCCUCGAUUCAUCAUUUCUCAGACGAAAGAAUGUAUCUUUAUUUUGCCAGUGCUGUAUUUCUACUUGAAAAUUGGAACCUCACUGGGAAACUGACGAGGUUUCCAUUACCAAUUGAAAAUUUUGCCGAUUUCAUUAUGGUAAUGCGCAAAAAUCGGCAUAUUUUGGGAAGAAAUUGCAGUCAUAUUUUUGGAAAAAAAUUGAAUUGUUUGAGUCGAUUUUGCAUUCUUAAAAUAGAGUCGCGUUCCUGUGUCUGAAAAAAAAACGAAUUUCAGCCAAAAAUUCUACAGACUUUCAAUGGAUCACAUCGUUAAUAUUUACUACAAAAUUUCACCAAGGCCUUAACUUCUUCUCGAUUUUCUCUCAUCCCUUUCUUAAUUGUUUCUUGCAGAAAGAGGUAUCUAAACAUUCCGUAAAUUUUAAGAGUUCUUCAGUAAAGAAGAACAAGAAAGGGGUAAAAAAUAAUGAAAACUCUUUAAGAAAAUGGUUAAAAUCAAAUGCAGUGACUGGCAUUAAUCCAGGAUUAAUGGCAGUUUUCAAGUUAAGAAAUUUCUGUCACUUGAGCUAUCUUUUGGUUUCAAUUACUGCCCUUGACAGUCUCAAUUGACCAUUUUAAGGUACCUGCACACCAUCUUUAGGCAUACCCCUGAGUAUACCAGUAAAAUUGAGCGAAUGAUAGUGGUCAUGCUUGAAGGGGCUGUGUCUCCUGUGUCAAUAGCUGUUGGUAACAUCAUCUCCUGCAAUAACUCGAAUGUAGUAUCUUGAGUCCUUAUUUUUCAACAAAUGUUUUAUUAUCUAUCAUUUUAUAGAAGUCUUAUCCGUUCUUGUGAUAUAUUUUUAAAAACGGACUAGAAUAUUUUCGCUUUUGUUUUGAUUGUUUGUAUGUUUGAAAUUUUUACAACAGUUUGUUUUGUUAUUUUAAUUAUACCACCAAUAUAAUUAACAUGAAAA
This is a messenger RNA of Bemisia tabaci, 5091 nucleotides long. RefSeq lists its product as uncharacterized. Gene Ontology annotation, cellular component: cytoplasm; plasma membrane. The record is from RefSeq and is a predicted model, not a curated record. Lineage: Eukaryota; Metazoa; Arthropoda; Insecta; Hemiptera; Aleyrodidae.